This is a messenger RNA of Phanerochaete carnosa HHB-10118-sp, 369 nucleotides long. RefSeq lists its product as uncharacterized. Bases 1 to 369 code for a protein of 122 amino acids. The transcript has 4 exons. The record is from RefSeq and is a predicted model, not a curated record. Lineage: Eukaryota; Fungi; Basidiomycota; Agaricomycetes; Polyporales; Phanerochaetaceae.
AUGCGUCUCUCUACUGCGAUUGCCUCUACUGUCCUCUCCUUCCUCGCUAUCGGUGUCUCUGCCGAUCUGUGGAUCCCACCUGUCAUUGAACCCAGCGCGGACACCGUCUGGGUCGUCGGCCAAUUCUACAAUAUCACUUGGGAUAACUCUGAUCCACCUGUUAACAUCACUGACUCACUGGGUCAUGCCUAUCUCGUCAAAGACUUCCUCCUCGACCCCAACCAGCCGCAGAUCGCAAGCAACUUCCCUCUGCGCCAGGGUUGGGUCACCGUCCAGGCACCCGACGUAGCACCUGCAGACGACUACAGCAUCCUCCUGUUUGGUGAUUCGAGCAACUUCGGUCCUGAGUUCUCGAUCGUCAGUGCAUAG